Messenger RNA from Chara braunii, 1285 nucleotides. The record is from the annotation of a GenBank genome assembly. Lineage: Eukaryota; Viridiplantae; Streptophyta; Charophyceae; Charales; Characeae.
GCAAGGAGUGGUGCUGGUCAACCUGCGGAUCCAAUGGCUCGGAACGCGGAAUCGUCGGUCAAAGCCGACACAUCCACGGCUGUCCUUUCCUCGAAUGUGAAGCCACACACUUCAAGGGUGGACAGUGGCUCCCCCAUAUCAUCGACACCUCAUCUGGUGCUAUCAAAGGGGACACCAACACAUCGACAAGAGGAUGGUAAGGGGCUGGGUCAUAGUCCCAUGGAACUGGGCCAUAGUCCUGUGGAUCCGUCGCAAAAAGUUUCUUUCUCCCAUAACCUCCGCCUGGAGAUUAACGGCCUUGUGAACCAUGAUGGGCCCAGGAGCGAUGGUGGCCUAUCCCGGUCUGUUGAUGCCACUCCCAGGAGGGCCUUGCCUGGUCUUCAUCUGCCAGAAGGAAUGUCGGUGAGCAGCAACACCCCGAAAAGUCCAGGGAGUCCGGGAACGAGUUCUCCGAUGAGGACUCCAACAAGCCUCUCAACCAGCCCAUCAAGAAGGAACAGCAUUAGUCGGAUAAAGCGCUUUGUGGACGAGAAAUUUCCGGCGAACUUGUCGCCAACAGAAAGGACAAGCGCAUUGACGAGCAGAGUAACGUCUUUCUCUGCGAAAAGCCGACUUGAGAGCAUCACCGAGAAUACACGCGAACCGGUCCUCGGUCCAGCGCUGAUUGCUGCUCUUCGGGCGAAGGCAACCACCUAUGACGAGGAGUCCGAGCCCAAUGAAUCGGCGUCCGGUAAGGAAUCAGCGCCCCAGAAAUCGCGACUGGCUGUAGCCAGUGAGGAUGACUCGCGGCCUCCAGACGAUAGACCAAGGUGGGACAAGGUGGGACAAGGUGGGACAAGGUGGGACAAGAGUCCAUGCUCAACGAGCGCCGGAGUCCAUGCUAACACGUCUUCCCCCCGACACAAGCACCCUCAUGAUCACCGUACAUUCGCGAUUGCAAUGCAUUGUGGGCAGGAGAAGAUGGUGAGUGGCAGAAGUUGGCAAGAGCCUGUCGCCUGAGCAUGACAAAUGGGUAGGCGGAGAAUCGAAAUACCCUCUCUCUAUUUGAAGGAGCGAGCUGGUCAGAACGGUACACAUACUAACACAAUCGUACGACGACAAUAAGAGCAUACUAUUCACACUAGGACUUUUCCUGGAUGUAUCUGAGGAUGUAUCUGACCGCAAUUACGACCGGAGCCGAGCCCAAACGUCCUACUAACACACGAUCAACCUACUGCGGUCUCCCAUAAGCGUGGAAUGUGCAUUGUCAUAUAAUUCACUGUGAGAGUAAAGCCUACUACGACUU